This is a messenger RNA of Chiloscyllium plagiosum (whitespotted bambooshark), 2198 nucleotides long. Its product is annotated as transforming growth factor beta-3 proprotein-like. NCBI's taxonomy places the organism in Eukaryota, Metazoa, Chordata, Chondrichthyes, Orectolobiformes, Hemiscylliidae. The record is from RefSeq and is a predicted model, not a curated record. Gene Ontology annotation, cellular component: extracellular region. Gene Ontology annotation, molecular function: growth factor activity; cytokine activity. Gene Ontology annotation, biological process: transforming growth factor beta receptor signaling pathway; regulation of cell population proliferation.
GAUUUAGGAGCUGCCUGAACACCCUUGUAGGUUGCAGAGUGUGUGGACUGGAGACGCAUCACUGUUACGGGACAUAUCUACUGACUGAGCAGAUCAGGCAAGCAUCCGAGGAGGGAGAGAAGAGUUCAGAUCUUCUAUCAGAAAACAGAUCAGUCUUUUCGACUAGCUGUCCGGAAGAUUGUGUUUUUUUUUAAAACAACAUUAUUGCUUCUGUACCGUUGAAGGAAAUAAUUUACAAAUAUUCUGAAAUAGAGACGUUCUAAGUCAACCACAGCUGUUACACCACACCUAUUUCCUGGGAGGAGUUACAGACCCGUAAGGCUUUAUAAAGUCUCAACUUCUUGCCCACAACAGUUUCGAGUCCCCGGCACCAGUCUGUGACCUCUCGGGUGUGUGUGUGUGUGUGUGUUUUUUAAACUAACAAAACGCCGAGGCAACAUUGAAAGAAGGUAGAAAAGAAAGUAUCCCUUUUUUUGUAUAUCUCAAGUGCGUCUCAAAGUAAAUCAAAACAGCAACAAAGUUGCAUUUGCCUGAAUUGCUUGGGAUGAGAUCGGAAGGUACUGGUUAUAAGCCAUCUUUAUUUCAGCGAGUUUGAAGCCUGUUCCUCAUUUCAUCCUGGAAGCAAUUAAUGAAGAUCUGAUUUGCUGCUCUAGUUUGAACUUGUUUUUGGACUGCAUCAAUUAUUUCUUUCCCCUUGAACUGCCGUUAUAAACGUAACUGGUCAAUUCUGAGCAAGCCCCAAGGUUUCACUGAGAAAUUAUAUUUGUUCAUAAAACUAUAGGAAGUUUGACACUUUCUGCUGCCAAGUUCAACGGAUGAGCUCCAGAACAAAAAGGAUGCAGCUCCGGGUUCUUCUCAACCUGCUCCUUCUGUGGGACAUUCUGCCCGUCGCGCUCUCCCUCUCCACUUGCAAGACCAUCGACAUAGAGCAGAUCCGGAAGAAGAGAAUCGAAGCUAUCCGGGGCCAGAUCCUCAGCAAACUCAAAAUGUCCAGUCCUCCCAAGGCCGAGCAAGUGACAGUGACCAACGAGGUCAUGGUUCUGUACAACAGCACCAAGGAGCUCCUGGGUGACCUGGUCAAGGAGCAGCAGCAGGUAACCACUGCGACUCAGUCAGACUAUUAUGCCAAAGAGGUGCACCGCUUUGACACUUUGGAGGUCAACUCAGGAAGCCGAGGAGGUCAAGAUGCUGACUCUUUUCACAAAAUCUACCAGUUCAACAUUUCGUUGAAUAUUUCCAGUGAAUACUCCCUGCACCGAGCUGAGUUCCGACUGUAUCGAAUGCCCCGGGAUGUAGCAGAUGUUUCAGAACAGCGGGUGGAACUUUAUCAGGUUGAUUCACAUACCAACACAUAUCUAGACAACCGCCUGCUGAAAACCAAGGGGGAAGAAGAGUGGAUCUCAUUUGAUGUAACAGAGACAGUGAAAAAGUGGCUGUUGAAUAAAGAGACUGACCAAAGAUUGAAGAUCAGCGUCCACUGCUCCUGUGAGUCUUCCAACCUGAAGAAAAGCCUUCAAUUGAAAUUCUACGAGUCACCAAGGGGGGACUUGCAGGCCCUGGCAAAGCGGAACCGGAAGAUGGCACACAUCCUUAUCAUGUCCACCCCUUCGACCAGGGCUGACACUCACAGUAGAAGAAAACGGGACCUUGACACAGACUACUGCUUCGCGUCUGCUGAGGAGAAGAACUGCUGUGUACGGCGCAUGUAUAUUGAUUUCCGAAAGGAUCUCAACUGGAAGUGGAUCCAUGAGCCUAAAGGCUAUUAUGCAAACUUCUGCAUGGGACCCUGUCCAUACAUAUGGAGCUCAGACACCCAGUACAGCACUGUCUUGGCUCUGUACAACUUGCACAACCCUGGAGGCUCCGCAUCUCCUUGCUGUGUCCCCCACGUCCUGGAACCUCUGCCUAUUCUCUACUAUGUGGGUCGGCAGCCCAAAGUGGAGAAACUCUCCAACAUGGUUGUGAAGUCAUGCAAGUGCAGUUGAAGGUCCAGCCGAGCAAAGAGGGUCCAGUGCCAGCAAAAUCUAGAGCCAAAGUCGAACCAACUCAUAAGCCUCCAGGUGGAUUACAUCUGCACGAACAUAUUCAGCACACGUCAAAUUGUGAAAAUAGAGGCUUUCUGUUUGUCUUUUUAUAUUCAGAAUGUUGUCCACUAAUUCCUGCCAGACCACACUGGACAAUCUGACUCAUGUCUACAC